Molecule: messenger RNA, 576 nt
Organism: Pichia membranifaciens NRRL Y-2026
Lineage: Eukaryota; Fungi; Ascomycota; Pichiomycetes; Pichiales; Pichiaceae
Exons: 1
Coding region: 1-576 (191 amino acids)
Molecular function (GO): catalytic activity
Source: RefSeq, a predicted model, not a curated record
AUGGUAGUUUUUUUCUACAAGUUCCCGGUUACAACACAAAUUUUCCACAUCACGAAACACACGUUUGCUCUAGUGAAUCUCAAACCAAUCGUACCCGGACAUGUCCUGGUAGUACCAUUGCGUAGGGUGCCGAGAUUGGCAGACCUGCCUGAAAACGAGAGCAUUGACUUCUUUCAGACCGUUCAGCGGGUGCAAAAGUUUAUCCAACAUACAUAUUGUGCUGACUCACUAAAUCUCGGGAUACAGGACGGGAUUGCCGCUGGCCAGAGCGUGCCCCAUGUCCAUUGUCACAUAAUACCGAGAUACCUCAAGGACGGAUGGGGAGAUGGGAUAUACGGAGCACUGGAGGAGAACGAGGGGAUGAUGAAGGCGGAUUUUAUGAUGAAGGAAGGGUGGUGGAAGGAGGUGAAUAGGGGCAUGAAUGUUGAAAACGACGAGGAGAGAAAGCCACGGACGAUGGAAACGAUGGAGAAAGAAGCAGCCUGGUUGAGCGAGAGGAUGAAGGAGUGGCUAAAGCCAAGUGGAGAGUGGAGAUCAGAUUACGGUGUGAAUCUCGACACGGUUCAACAGGAGUAA